AUGCAAAUUCGACCUUUGUGUCCGGAACUGGCAGAGAAGGCUCGGGUUGAACUCAAUGAAGAUUCACAGAGGAUUGCUAGUGAUGUGCAGCAUAUUAAGGAUUGGUUGGCAAAGCAGCCGCACCUACGCGCUAGAUCAGAUGACCAAUGGCUAAUAGGAUUCUUACGGGGCUGUAAAUAUAGCCUGGAAAGAACAAAGGAAAAGUUGGAUUUAUACUACUCUAUGCGUAAUCUAGCCCCAGAGCUGUUCAUAUUGAAGCCUACUGAUUCUGUUCUAAAAGAAAUUAUGGAUUUGGGAGUUUAUAUUGUAUUGCCGAAAUCUGCAACGCCUGACGCGCAACGGGUAGCAAUCAUUCGGCCUGGUGUUUAUAAUCCAGAUAAAUUUAAAAUGACUGAUAUAUUCUGUGUAUCAGUAUUGAUACAAAGGAUUUUAAUGGUGGAAGACGAUUCUGUUAUAAUAUCUGGCAUGCGGACAAUACUGGAUUUAGAAGGAGUUACGAUGUCGCAUUAUUUACAAAUGACACCUAGUGUUAUGAAAAGAAUGGCAGUACUAUCACAGGAUGCUAUGCCAAUGCGUAUGAAAGGAACUCAUUAUAUAAACACUCCACCUGGAUUCGAAACAAUUUUUAACGCUAUUAAGACUUUACUCAACGAGAAAAAUAGAAAAAGGCUUUAUGUUCACAAUAAAAAUUAUGAGGAAAUGUACGAAAGCGGUAUAUGCAAAGAGGAGCUGCCUGUGGAGUAUGGUGGAAAUGGGGGAACUAUAAAAGAAAUAAUUGAAUAUUGGAAAAAUAAGGUACAGAACGAGUACAGUUCAUGGAUCGAGGAAGACUCAAAAUUCGGUACUGAUGAGUCUAAGCGACCCGGACAACCUAAGACUGCUGACGGACUCUUUGGCGUUGAAGGAUCAUUCCGACAGUUAAAUUUUGAU
Molecule: messenger RNA, 930 nt
Organism: Brenthis ino (lesser marbled fritillary)
Lineage: Eukaryota; Metazoa; Arthropoda; Insecta; Lepidoptera; Nymphalidae
Source: the annotation of a GenBank genome assembly